This is a messenger RNA of Neohortaea acidophila, 495 nucleotides long. RefSeq lists its product as uncharacterized. The transcript is spliced from 4 exons. The record is from RefSeq and is a predicted model, not a curated record. NCBI's taxonomy places the organism in Eukaryota, Fungi, Ascomycota, Dothideomycetes, Mycosphaerellales, Teratosphaeriaceae. The coding region runs from base 1 to 495 and encodes 164 amino acids.
AUGGCCAAGACCUCGACCAACUGGGACAGCGUGGAGACAUGGGAGCGUCUCGUCGCCAGUAUCAUGGCCACCGGAGUCAGGAUCGAUCUUAGCAGCACCGCCACGUACUACGGGACGACGUAUCACACCCUCGAAAAUCGACUCAGACGAACCAAGAAAAUUGCCAAGGAGCUCCAAACCGCCGUCGACGGCAACGAUGGUGUCGACAGCGUCAUGUCCUCGCCUGCUGCCGCAAAGACGCCCCGCAAGCCCAAGACGCCCAAGAAAGAUGCUCUGGGUGCGGUGACCAACGGUCGGGUGACGAAGAAGACUCCCACAAAGACCUCCACGAAGAAGACGACGGUGGUGAUCAAGAACGAAGACUCGGACGACGACAUGCAUGCUGCGAAUGGACAUGCUUCGGGUCAGGAUUCGCCAACUCACAUCGGAGAACACGAGAUGUUUCGGGAGGGCACGAAAAUGGAUGAGGACGAGAUUGAGAAUGCCUUCUCCUGA